AUGGAGAGAUCAAACAACAUAGAGUUGAGGAACAGCUUCUACGGCCGUGCAAGAACUUCACCAUGGAGCUAUGGUGAUUAUGAUACUUACCAACAAGACCAUGAGUAUCUUCUAGGGUUUUCAUGGCCACCAAGGUCCUACACUUGCAGCUUCUGCAAAAGGGAAUUCAGAUCGGCUCAAGCACUUGGUGGCCACAUGAAUGUUCACAGAAGAGACAGAGCCAGACUCAGAUUACAACAGUCUUCAUCAUCAUCUUCAACACCUUCUCCUCCUUACCCUAACCCUAAUUACUCGUACUCUUCCAUGGCAACCUCUCCUCCUCCUCAUCAUCAUUCUCCUCUAACCCUAUUUCCAAACCUUUCUCCCCCGUCCUCGCCAGAAUAUAGGGCAGAUGUGGUCCGUUCCUUGAGCCCCAAGUCAGAACAUACACCAGAAAACGCUUGUGAGACUGAGAAAUCAUCUCUUUUAUUGGAGGAUGUAGAAGCUAAAAGGUUGAGCAAUAAAGAUGCUUGUAAGUUCUUGAGGAACGAUGAAAUCAUCAGCUUGGAGCUUGAGAUUGGUCUGAUCAACGAAUCAGAGCAAGAUCUGGAUCUAGAACUCCGUUUGGGUUUCGCUUAG
Capsella rubella is the source of this 618-nucleotide messenger RNA. Its product is annotated as transcriptional regulator SUPERMAN. The coding region runs from base 1 to 618 and encodes 205 amino acids. The transcript has a single exon. NCBI's taxonomy places the organism in Eukaryota, Viridiplantae, Streptophyta, Magnoliopsida, Brassicales, Brassicaceae. The record is from RefSeq and is a predicted model, not a curated record.